Physella acuta is the source of this 1434-nucleotide messenger RNA. RefSeq lists its product as uncharacterized. The record is from RefSeq and is a predicted model, not a curated record. Lineage: Eukaryota; Metazoa; Mollusca; Gastropoda; Physidae.
AUGAAUUUUGUCAACUGGGAAUCUUGUCAACUACACUACCCGGUCCAGUGGCCCCCUACACCACCCGGCCCAGUGGCCCGCUACACCACCCGGCCCAGUGGCCCACUACACCACCCGGCCCAGUGGCCCACUACACCACCUGGCCCAGUGGCCCACUACACCACCCGGCCCAGUGGCCCACUACACCACCCGGCCCAGUGGCCCACUACACCACCUGGCCCAGUGGCCCACUACACCACCUGGCCCACUACACCACCUGGCCAAGUGGCCCGCUACACUACCCGGGCCAAGUGGCCCGCUACACCACCCGGCCCAGUGGCCCACUACACCACCUGGCCCAGUGGCCCACUACACCACCCGGCCCAGUGGCCCACUACACCACCUGGCCCACUACACCACCUGGCCCACUACACCACCUGGCCCAGUGGCCCGCUACACCACCCGGCCCAGUGGCCCACUACACCACCUGGCCCACUACACCACCUGGCCCACUACACCACCUGGCCCACUACACCACCUGGCCCACUACACCACCUGGCCCACUACACCACCCGGCCCAGUGGCCCACUACACCACCUGGCCCAGUGGCCCACUACACCACCUGGCCCACUACACCACCUGGCCAAGUGGCCCGCUACACUACCCGGGCCAAGUGGCCCGCUACACCACCCGGCCCAGUGGCCCACUACACCACCUGGCCCACUACACCACCUGGCCCACUACACCACCCGGCCCAGUGGCCCACUACACCACCUGGCCCAGUGGCCCGCUACACCACCCUGCCCAGUGGCCCACUACACCACCCUGCCCAGUGGCCCACUUCACCACCCGGCCCAGUGGCCCACUACACCACCCGUCCCAGUGGCCCACUACACCACCUGGAUCACUACACCACCCGGCCCAGUGACCCACUACACCACCCGGUCCAGUGGCCCACUUCACCACCUGGCCCACUACACCACCUGGCCCACUACGCCACCCGGCCCAGUGGCCCACUACGCCACCCAGCCCAGUGGCCCACUACGCCACCUAGCCCAGUGGCCCACUACACCACCCGUCCCAGUGGCCCACUACACCACCUGGAUCACUACACCACCCGGCCCAGUGACCCACUACACCACCCGGUCCAGUGGCCCACUUCACCACCUGGCCCACUACACCACCUGGCCCACUACGCCACCCGGCCCAGUGGCCCACUACGCCACCCAGCCCAGUGGCCCACUACGCCACCUAGCCCAGUGGCCCACUACACCACCCGGCCCAGUGGCCCACUACACCACCUGGCCCAGUGGCCCGCUACACCACCCGGCCCAGUGGCCCGCUACACCACCCGGCCCAGUGGCCCGCUACACCACCUGGCCCACUACACCACCCGGCCCUGUCGCCCACUACACCACCCGGCCCAAUGGCCCACUACACCACCUGGCCCAGUGA